Messenger RNA from Sturnus vulgaris (Common starling), 8044 nucleotides. The record is from RefSeq and is a predicted model, not a curated record. NCBI's taxonomy places the organism in Eukaryota, Metazoa, Chordata, Aves, Passeriformes, Sturnidae.
GCUCUACAAGGGUGGGAGUAUAAAAGUAAAAUUCUUCCCAAUGCCAGGGAAACUGGAAGCUGACAGCCAUUGGAGAUGUGGUUUUCGGCAGCUUCUGCAGCACCUUUUUGUUGUCAUGCAAGCCUUUAAGAUUUAGCUUUCUCCACAUUCUGAUAAUUGUUUCAGUUCUUCCAGGUAUUGCCAUGUGAUACCCAGCAUUUCUGGCAAUGAAGAAAGGCUCUGUAAGGAAAGCUGCAGGUAGAAAACCACAGGCACCUGAGCCAAUGCCACCUGUGAGUUCAGGUGCCACAUCUCCACAUCUUGGCCAGCAGACACGUCCAGCUGCUCCCAAAAGCAUGGAGCACAGACUCCAACGACUGGAUAUUCCAGCAGAAAGUUUUGGAGCUGCUUUUAAAUUUCAGAAAGGUGAAAAUGGUGUUAGCCCAGGGGUUAAGUACAUAACUGAAGCCCUCAUAAAGGGUCUAUCAAAACAGCAAAAUCUGGCAUUUAUAAACUCACUGAAUCUUUCUUCCCCAAAGGAUGGGGACAAGAAAUUUAAGUACAUAGAAAAUUUGGAAAAGUGCUCUAAACUAGAGGUGCUAAACCUUAGUAACAACCAAAUAGAGAAGAUUGAGAAGCUGGAUAAACUGCUGAAGCUGCGUGAGCUCAACUUGUCAGGCAACAGAAUCAGCAAAAUUGAAGGCUUAGAACAUUUGCAGAACCUCCAGAAGCUGAACCUGGCAGGGAAUGAGAUUGAGCACAUUCCUGUGUGGGUAGGCAAGAAACUGAGAUCCCUGCGCAGCCUGAAUUUGAGAGGGAAUAAAGUGUCCUCACUCCAUGACAUAGCUAAACUAAAGCCUCUGCAAGAUCUGACCUCUCUGUUCCUUGCUGAAAAUCCAGUUGCAAGUCUGCCUCACUACUGCUUGUACACCAUAUUCCACCUGAGGGCACUGGAAAACCUGGAUGGACAGCCAGUGACAAACCAUGACAGGCAGGAAGCUCUGGAGAGGUUUAAUUUGGAAGAGAUAGAAAAAUUAGAAAGAGAGUUGGAAAACACAAAAAAGGAGAUGGAGAACAUGAAACUUACCCAGUCCAGAGUGCUUGAGCAACUUCAGCAUCAAGAUGAGCUCAACAGGUCACUAAAGGAAAAGGCUGUGCAACAGAGACAGAGCUUUGAAGAGCUGCAGAGGGACCUGGGCACCAAAAAUGAGCUGCUGAAGCAGAAGACAGUGGAGCUCACCCGGGCUUGCCAGAAGCAGUAUGAGCUGGAGCAGGAGCUGGCUUUUUACAAGAUUGAUGCAAAAUUUGAGCCCUUAAAUUAUUUUCCCUCAGAGGAGGUUGAACUUGAUAAUGUACCUGGUGAAAGUCCCUACAUUGGCAAGGCCAGGUACAAAAGGAAUCUGUUUAUAAGGGAAGGCUACAUCCCUGACACUGCUCAGCAGCUGCAGGUUGGGAAAAUGCAACAGGAGGAAGAUGACUCCUGUAGGAAACCCCAGCUGGAAUCACAUCUCCAAAGUCUAGAUAAAAUACUGCAGGAUAAAGAGGAAAAGAUUAAUUCAGCACAAAGAAGAUUAGAAGAACUGCAAAGUGAAAUUGGAGAUGCAGAGCAACAAGUGCUGAAAGUAACAGGGGAACUGCAACAACUGGAGGAUGCUCUGGCCCAGAAAAAAAUCUCCCAGGCCAGCAGGGAAGCAAUUGAACAGCAAUUGAGUGAAAAGUUACAAAUCCUGCAGGAGCUACGCAAGGAAACCUUAGAACUGGAAAAACAAAUAGAGAAACAGAAGAGAGAAAUAGGGAGAAAUCAGAAAGAGCUUGAAGAUUUGCAGAGUUCUCUUGGUUCUAUAAAUCCUGAGGAUCCACGGCAUGCUCACAUGAAAGCUCAAAAAGCAAGUAAAGAACAGCACCUUGAUAUAAUGAACAAACACUGCCAGCAGCUGGAGACUCGCCUGGAUGAGAUGCUCUCCAGGAUUGCAAAGGAAACUGAGGAAAUCAAGGAUUUGGAGCAGCAGCUCACUGAUGGUCAAAUAGCAACAAAUGAAGCACUGAAAAGGGAUUUGGAAAGUAUUAUCAUUGGCUUGCAGGAAUACCUGCAAAGUGUGAAGCACCAAGCAGAACAGGCCAAUGAGGAGUGUAAGAAGUUGCAGAAGGAAAAAAAAUCUUUGCUGGGAAGAUUGGCAGGUCUGGAGGAGGAAAAAAACAACCUGGAAGUGGUUGCCAUGGAUGCAGAAAAUAUGAGAAAAGAAAUUGCAAUGCUAGAGAGUUCACUCCAGGAACAGAGAGAGAUAAAUGAGUCCCUUCAAGAUGCUCAGGGGAAGGUCAGCACCUACAAGGCUGAGCUGGAAGCUCAAUUAAGAGAGAGAAAUUCUGAAGCCAAGCAACAAAAAGAAGAAUUGGAAAGACUGAAACAACUUAGCCAGAUGGAGCUGUCAGCCCUGCAGGAUGAACUUGAAAAGGAAAGACAGCUGUUAGAAAGUGCUCAGACCAAAGCACAACUGGCAGAAGAGAAAGAGCAACAAAAUUACAAGCUGCUUUUACAGUUCAAGCAAUUGCAGGGAGACAAUAAUUUCCUAAAACAACAGCUUAAAGAUCUUCAGAAUCACCUAAACCAUGCAGUUGGUAACUUAAUUCAUCCUGAGGAUGUCAUGGCUUGUAUAAAUGAACUCAGGCAAAAUCUUAAGACAGGAGCUGGAGAGAUGAAGUGUACAAAUUCAGCUGAUAUUUUAGGGAAAAACCUUGCAAGUUUGCAGAAAGAAUUCAAUGACAUCCUUGCUGAUGCACAGAAGGAAAAAGAGAAAAUAUGGGCUGGACAGAGACAGUUGCAGGAAGAAAUGGUUUCCCAGCAGGAGAAACUGGAACAAAUACAGGAGAAAUACAGACAGGUUAAAGCUGAAAACAAGCAAAAUAAGAACAAGGUCCAUCAGUUAGAGAAUGAAAUUCAACGUUUACAUGAAAAAAUAAAGAACAUGGAGGAGAUUCAGGGCCUGGCUGAUCAGCAGCUCCAGGAGGCAGAUGAGGAAAAAGAGGCUAUUCUGGCCCAGCUGGAGAAUUUAGAGAAGAGGAAAAAAAGAGAAGAUGCCAGGGCCCAGAUGCAGGUGCUGAGUCUGGAUAAGGAGCUGAAGGAGCUGCAGAGAGCAGUGAUCACCUCAGACAAGCUGGCAGCCACUGAGCUCUCCAUGGCUGCAAACCAGCUCAAGGCUCUGGGGGGAACUGUGCUCAGGAUUAACCAGGAGAGAGCUGAGGAGCUUGAGGAAGCCCAAGAGUUCUGUGCUGAGGCAGCUCGUGCUUCCCAGGCUCUUGCCAAAGCAGAAGCAGAAAUAGAAUUGCUACAACAACUCCUGAAGGAGAAGGAAGAGCAACUUCUGCAGGAAAUAGAGAAAGCUGGUGAGAAAACUGCUGCAUCAAACACUCAGAAGUUUGAAAUUAAUAAAUUAACUGAAGCCAUGGAACAGCAAAAAGCAGAGAUUGACCGUUUGAAAUGGUUGUUGGAUAAUAUUGGAACAGGUAACAAAGAUGAAAUUGAGACCUUACAGGAUGAAAUUGCAGCCCUCAGAAAUGUGCUCUCACAGCAGAAUGAUCACAGCACCAGUCCAGCAGAGCCCCUGAAAAGAGGGGGAUACUGGUACUACCUGCCAUCAUCACAGGCUUCAACUCCUGCUUCCCAGAGCACCAAAGACUCUGGAGUGUGUUUGGGGUGCUCUGGCACAUCCCCAGCCAGGAGAGGGGAUGCUCAGGACAGGCCCUGUGGGAGGGAGGACUUGCCCAGCCAAGGAUGUUGGGUUUAUUCACCAGUCAGAAAUAAGUUGUACAAAGCAAAUUCUGGCAAAGCUAGAAGAGCAAAAGAAGAUGGUGGAGGAAAUGCAGGAUCUCCUGUCCCUGAAGGCUCUCCCUUUGUCCCACCCCCAGGCACUGUUAUUUACACAGCACUUCCAGAUGGGACCCCUGCACCUCAGGGUGUGGGGGUUUAUGGCCCUGCUCCUGCAGCAGCCACUGGAGCUCCAGUCACUCCUGGAUCCAUCAUCCAUGGGCCAGCUCCUCUGGGAUGCCAGGUGCUUUGUGGCCCUCUGCCUCCAAACUUCACUGUGCCACUCAUUCCCCUGGGAGUGCUCCACUGCAACGUGCCUGGACAUCAGGAUCUGGAGAGUGAAGUCUCGAGGCUGGAAGACACUGUGUGCUAUUUAAAGUCUCAGAAAUACAAAGAGAAAUGCUCCGAGGCAGCUGAGCAGAAAUACAAAAAGGAGGUGGAAAGAUUGCAGGGAAAUGUCGAAGAACUUGAGCAGGAGAGGGAGGAGCUGCAGUGUGAAGUGGCAGAGCUGCACCGAGCUCAGGAACGGAGCACACGCAGGGACUUCAUUGAUGGCUACACUGAGAGCUUCCUUGCAGAGCUGCAGCUGGAGAAGUCCCUGCAGCAGCAGGAAGAUGUUGCAGAGGAGAUUGAAUGUGCAGAGAAGACUCUGCUGAAACGCAGGGCCGAGCUCAGAGAGGCUGACAGGCUCCUCACAGAGGCUCAGGUGGAGCUCGAGAGCACCCGGGGCAAGACUAAAGAGACUCUGCAGAAAUACAAUCGUGCCAAACAUAAUUUGUCCUGCACUGAAAUGGAGGCAGAGGAGCUGGAACAGAGGGCUCAGGAAACAGCCACCAAAAUUGUGAAAGCAACUCAGCAGCUCAGGUUAUUACAGACAGAUACAAGGGGUUUGGAACAGCUGAAGAAGGAACAAGAAGGUAUUUUGAAGGAACUCAACAAAAUGGUGGCUGCAAGAAACUCUGAGUUGCAAUCAUUAAACCAGAAGAUAGAAAUGCUCACUGAAAGUCUCCAGAAGCUCCAAGGAGAUAUUCGACUUGCAGAAGGUAAUGAGGGCCAGCAUCUCCAAAUCAUCAGAGAAGCAGAAAACCUUGUUCAGGGCAAGAAAACUGAACUGGAAACAUUGAAAGAUCAGAUUUCUGCUCGGCAGCAAGAGCUCUUAUUCCUGGAGCAGCAGGUGACUCAAAGAACAGAAGAGCUCCAUGGCCUUCAGGAGUGCAUUUCCCAAAGGAAAGGUGACCUCAAAGAAGCUCUUCGAGAUGGAGAGACUGAAGCACAUGAGAAACUUCUCCAGAUAAGGGAAAUAAAAGUGCUUCUAGGAGAGCUUAAUGUUGAGAGGAAUGACCUGGAUGUCCAGCUGAAUGAGAGGAGAGCACAGCUUUCAGUCCUAAAGAAAGAUAUUAGAAAGGAGGAGGAAAAUCUUCAAGGAAUUCUUGGGCAAAUCACCAAGCAUAAGAUGGAACUGAAACAUGUGCUGGAAAUGCUGGAGCUUGAGAAGAAUGAACUGGAAGGUUUGAAACUCCAACAUGAGCAGAAGGUCAAUGAGCUGGAGAAGACCCAGGUGGCCAUUCUAGAGGAGAAGUUAAAACUGGAGAAUAUUCAGAGAUUAUUUCAGUGCCAGCAAGGGGAAGUGGACUGGCAGGAGCAGCUCCUCAGGAAGGAGCGUGAGGAGAAUGAACAGCUGGGCUCUCACAUGAGAGCUCUGCAAAACAACAUCGAGGCUCUGAGCAGAGAGAAGGAGAAGCUGGAAGAGGACUCCAGGAGUUUGGAGAAGAAGUUGUCACAAGCCAAAAGGGAAUUAACUGCUGCUGAAGACAGCAGCAGAACUGCACUGUCCAACAGGGAAAAAGUGGAAUUGGAUGUUAAGAACCUGCAGCAGGAGGUGGAGCUACUGAACAAGCAGAAGAAAUCACUGAAUGCAGAGAUUGCUGCUGUCCAGGAGAAUCUUCAAGGGAAAAAGGAAGAACUGGAAGCACUGAAAGGAGAACUGAAUGGCUCGAGGCAGCAGCUUCACCUCGUGGAACAGGAUUUGGAAAACAACUCCAGGCAGCAGGAGGAGCUGCUCAGAGAACAGGCAGCCCUGAAGGAAGAGAUCCGAGGGUAUUUGAGGAAAAGGAAGGAAUGCCAGGAGAGGCACAAGAGGAGGGAGAACCAACUGCAGCAGCUCCAGAAAAAGAUUGAGGAGAAGGAAACAGAACUCGCCCAACAGGAAGUGGUUCUUCAUCGCCUCAAGCAAAACUCAGAGCGUGAAGGGAAAAAACUGGAAGAAUGUGCAGCUAAAAUGAAGGAUCAGAAAAUCCUAUUGGAAAAGGAACUAGCAGAUCAACACAAGAAGCUGGAGCAGACAAUAGCUAAAGUCAAGAUGGCAGAAGAGAACCUUGGGAAGCUGGAAAAGGAGGAAUCCCAGUGUGCAGCUCUUGAAGAAACCAUCAGAAAAAGCAAACAUCAGCUCUCAGAAAAAGAAUUACAGUUACAACAAAAAGACAGAGAAAUACAGUGUCUUCAGAAAGAACUGGAGCUCUCCAAGUGUGAGCUAAAGAAGCUUCAAGGUCAGAUAGUGUCAGAGAGGAGAGAAGCAGAAAAACAAAUCUUGAGUCUGAGAGAAACACAGAAAAUGCAACGGCUGGAGCUUGAAAGCAAACUGCAAGAGCAGAAGCAUGGAGGUGGCAGCUUGCACAGUGCCAGGGCUGAGCUCAUCACCCACAGCCACUGCCCACGAGCCCAGCACCUCGAGGGGGCCCUGGGCCAGCCCCAGAGCCAGGUACAGCUGGGGGAUUCCCUGGGGGAGUUAACAUUGGAACCAGGGCAGAGGCUUUGGGAUUUCUGGCUGCAGUGCUCCAUGUGCAGAGCAGCCUUGUUGAGUUACACAGGAAAAGCUCUCAGGACUGGUGUUUGUAACUGUUCUGUGCUGCAGGUUAAAACCCAAGACCUGGAAGAGAGACAAAAGGAAAUGGAGAGUGCAGCAACCUUGCUUAACCAGGAGGUUGAAAAUGAAAUUAGGACGGAGUUUAGAUCUUCAUGCUCAUCUUCUACAGACCCGUUGGAAGAUUUGGAAGCAUCAUUUGAAGGAAAGAGGAGUCUGCAGUGUGAGUGUGAUAACUCAGAGACUGCUUCCUUCACUGCUGCCGACAGACAGCUCCUCUCCUUGGAAGAAAAGUUCAAUAUUUCCAGAAUCUUCUUACUGGAUGAGCAGUGGCGAGGAGAGGUGCUCCAGGAGAAGCUGCAGCAGCACGAGGACCGGCUCAAGGCACAGCUGCGGUGCUGCCUGGCCAAGCAGGCCGAGGUGCUGCUGCAGGGGAAGCGGCAGACGGCCGGGAGCCUGCACAGCCUCCAGCGCCAGCUCCAGGUGCUGGAUGACCUGAUCAGCAGCACUGCUUCAGAUUCCUUCUUCCUGCCCAGCAGCCCCAGCCUCGGGUCUCUUCACAGUGCUCUGAGUGUAUCAAAAGCUCAGGUUCCCAGCAGCCCAGGAAGUGCUUUGGGGUCACCAGUGCUGCGUUCCAGCUCGCAGGGAAUCUCUCGGUGAAGGCCAGAGGUGAGAUGUGGCCUCAGGCCAGUUCCAACCUCCCAGGAACACGAGUGGCUGGAAGCUGAGGGACCGUGGGGCAGCUGUGGCUUCACAGACCACACUGUCCCUUCCCUGUGACAGCAUUGCCAGGGCUGCUGUCCCUUCUGCUUUAGGUUUGUGUGUUGUGCAGAGGAGUCUGGGUGGGAGCUGCUGGGAGCGCUCCUGGGCCAUGGAGUUACUGCUGCAUGAACUGUUGCCAUCCCUGGUCUUUCAGGAACUUUCCUGGUUCAGCCCCAUGGCUGAACCUCUAGGACAGCUGGUUCCACCCCAGCCUGGUACAAAAGUGUUCUUUUGUAACGGUUUAAGGUACAAAUGUUACUUGAAAAGUGGCUUCAUUUUAAAAGGAAAGCCCAAAGCACAUGCACAGCUCGGACAGGGGUGCUCAGGUGCCACCUCUGAAGAGUUCUCCUACCUCACUGGGUGAGCCUUGUCUGAAAAGGCCUUUGCCACCACUCACAAACAGCUGCUGCAAGGCCUGGACUGUGAAGGUUUUGUACAAUUGACAACAGGUUUACAUAUAUGUUGGUUUGUUUUUUAAAAAAUGUCCAAACCAACCUCUUAUUUAAGUGUUCAGCUGGUGGCCAGUUCCCACUUUAAAGAAACUUUGUUACAGGGCCUGAGCUGUUGCCAAAUGCAUGGAGGUUUAAAUUCAAUUAUUUUGGAUACUUCCUUAAAUAAACUUUUGUGAUUUGAUGCUUUUA